Onychomys torridus (southern grasshopper mouse) is the source of this 3444-nucleotide messenger RNA. It is a transcript of the gene Rundc1, whose product is annotated as RUN domain containing 1. Bases 56 to 1918 code for a protein of 620 amino acids. The record is from RefSeq and is a predicted model, not a curated record. The transcript has 5 exons. Lineage: Eukaryota; Metazoa; Chordata; Mammalia; Rodentia; Cricetidae.
CCGUUGUCAUGGCAGCAAGGGGGCGCGACUGACGUGCGGCGGCGUUUCCGGGAAGAUGGCGGCCGUGGAAGUGGCUACCGAGCAGGCAACUGUGGUGACGACCUUCGGGCCAAAGGCAAAGGACGAAGAAGAGGAAGAGGAGGAGGAGGAGGAGUCGUUGCCACCAUGCGAGGCAGUGCGCUGGGCCCCAGUGGGCGCGGUGGCCGAGGCCGGGCCCGGGGCGGCGGCGUUCUCGGAGGAGGCGGCGGCGGCGGCAGCCGAGGAGCCUGGAGCGGCUCGGGGCUCUCCUCCGGACGCGACGGUCCGCGCGCUGCGGCGACUGCAAGCCGAGCGGCGGCAGCUGGACUCGGCCCUGCUCGCGCUGUCCUCGCACUUCGCGCAGGUGCAGUUCCGCCUGCGCCAGGUAGUGCGCGGGGCGCCGGCCGAGCAGCAGCGUCUCCUGCGCGAGCUGGAAGACUUCGCCUUCCGCGGCUGUCCUCACGUCCUGGGUUACGAGGGGCUGGGAGACCCCUGCGGCGGCGGCGAAGGCGAUGGGCUUCCGGAGGACCGGCCACGAGUGCGGGGCGAGGACCGGAGUGAGCAGGAAAAACGAGAGCGUCUGGAAACCCAGAGGGAGAAGCAGAAAGAACUGAUUCUGCAGCUCAAGACCCAGCUUGAUGACCUGGAAACUUUCGCCUAUCAGGAGGGCAAUUAUGACUCCCUCCCGCAGUCCGUGGUCUUGGAAAGACAGCGGGUGAUCAUCGAUGAGUUAAUAAAGAAACUGGACAUGAAUCUGAAUGAGGACAUCAGUUCCCUGUCAACCGAGGAGCUUCGUCAGCGUGUGGAUGCUGCAGUGGCUCAGAUUGUCAACCCAGCUCGAGUGAAAGAACAGCUGGUUGAGCAGCUGAAAACCCAGAUCCGCGACCUUGAGAUGUUCAUCAGCUUCAUCCAAGAUGAAGUGGGAAGCCCCAUGCAGACAAGUGGACACUGUGAGUGCAAGGCCAGCGGGAAGACAGGAACCGGCUCCACCAGAAUAGGCAGCAGCACGCUGCCCCCAGGAGCAGGCAAAACAGCAAAGGCAGAAGAUGUGAAGAAAGUCCGGGAGACGGGACUACACCUGAUGCGUCGAGCGUUGGCUGUGCUCCAGAUCUUUGCUGUUAGCCAGCUGGGCUGUGCCACAGGCCAGAUCCCUCAAACCUUGUGGCCGAGGGGCCAGGCAGACAGAGACUACUCUCCCUUACUGAAAAGGCUGGAAGUGUCAGUAGACAGAGUGAAGCAGCUAGCCUUGAGACAUCAGCCAUAUGACCAUGUCAUCACUUCGGCCAACCUCCAGGAACUCUCUCUAGGAGGCAAGGAUGAGCUAACCAUGGCUGUGCGGAAGGAGCUGGCGGUGGCUGUGAGGGACCUGCUGGCCCAUGGACUGUACUCCUCAUCCUCUGGGAUGAGCCUUGUCAUGGCCCCCAUUGCUUGUUUGUUGCCAGCCUUCUCCUCAGCCCCUGAGACCAUGCACCCCUGGGAGCUCUUUGUAAAGUACUAUCAUGCCAAGAAUGGCCGUGCGUAUGUGGAAUCCCCAGCCCGGAAGCUCUCACAGUCCUUUGCCCUUCCUGUAAUGGGUGGCACUGCCGUGACCCCCAAACAAAGCCUUCUGACAGCCAUCCACCUGGUGCUGACGGAGCAUGACCCUUUCAAGCGCAGUGCUGACUCGGAGCUGAAGGCGUUGGUGUGCAUGGCACUGAAUGAGCAGCGCCUGGUGUCCUGGGUAAACCUCAUCUGCAAGUCAGGGUCCCUCAUCGAGCCCCAUUACCAGCCCUGGAGCUACAUGGCCCACACAGGUUUCGAGAGUGCCCUCAACUUGCUCAGCCGCCUCAGCAGCCUCAAGUUCAGUCUUCCUGUAGACUUGGCCGUGCGCCAGCUCAAGAACAUCAAAGAUGCCUUUUGAUGUGAAUGCCUGACCUUAGCACCCCACACACACACACACACACCUUGCUCUGAAGAGAGAGAUGUCCUAGAGUUCUAGAAUACAAGCAGGGAGUUAGAGGAAGGGUUAGAGACAUUUUCUUUAACCCUUUUAGGUGGUCAGUCUAUUGGAGGCAAAGUCUGUUUUUCUCUUAGAUUAUUAGAAAGAUGUGCCAGAGACUCUCAUCAAAAAUAGUGUCAGGGGCCUUAGAGAUGGUUCACCAGGUAAAGAUGCUUGCUAUCACACCUAGCAAUCUGAGUGAUCCUGGGGACCCACCUGGUACAAGGAGAGAACAGACCUCUCACAAAUUGUCCUCUUACCUCCACACACAAACUGUGGCACCUGUGCAUCCCUGCCCAAACACAGGUAAAUUUAAUAAUAUAAUCUAAAACAGUGUCAGGACUAGAGGUGUCGCUCAGUGGCAUGGUGCAUGGAAACAUAGAAGGCAUGCACACAGCCAGGGCCGAGGACGUUAAGAGCAAGUGGAAAGAGCUGGCCCUGACCCACCACAGUGCACCAGUUCCACUGGGUAGGAGCCUGUGUUAACAGAAUCAGUUACCACACAUAGCUAAUGCCCAACUCACUGUGGCAUGUCUGAUUUUUAGAAAAUUCAGGUUGUGCCCACCAUUCUGUUCAGCAGCAAGUCACUGUAUGAGGGAGUUCUGGAAGACACUGAACUUUAGGCUCCUGUUAGUUAAGUUGGGAGCAGUCUUCUUUAUGAGAAGCAGCUGUAAGAGCCCGAGGGCCAGAACUGUAAUUCCAGGUAGGAAUUCUGAUUCCCCUUUCUUGUAAGGGAGUCUUAAUGUGAGUCUAAGAUGAGAACAGCAGUCUCCCUGCUGAGGUAAUCCUCACACACAGACAGUGCUGUCCUGGUUUCGAAAAAUGACAGCUGAUGGUGGGUACCAUCUCUAGAAAGUCACUUUCCUCUGUGAACCUCUCAGGGCUGAUAGUCUUUGGAAGUGAAAGCAUUCAAAAAAGUCCUUGCACUCAAGAACACACAGCACACAGGGAUGAGCGGUACAGCCCCCGGGGUCACCCGCUGGCACCACUUGUCUGAAGAAUGGCUGACGGGGAAGGUUUGCUCUUGCAGUGUGGCCAGCAGCGGGGCCGGGAAUUACUACCAAUCUCCUUACAGACCAUGCACUUGACAUCUGUGAGAGUAAUUCCCUUGUCUUUCAGCAUGCAGUGAGCACAUGCUCCAGGACUCACCAAGGAUGGGUGAACUAAACUGCCACUUGGUUUUGUUCCUGUGAAGUAAACUUUAACUUAUUUCAGUGACGUGUCACUUAAGAUGCACCAUUGACAUUUAAUGGAAAUACAUGCAGUUUCCCUGUGAAACACAGUAGUGUUCCGGGGCUUGGGAUGCAAUAGUAAUAGAGUGCUUGCCUGGCAUGUCUGAGACGUGGUUUUAUCCUCAGCACCACCCCCAAGGAAAAAAAAGAAAAUUGUAAAAUAUCAUAAAUAAUGAUAUAUCUGUGAUUGAUAAUAAAAUUACAGUAUUUUGUGUA